CAGCGGCUCGGCCGGGUGUGCCUUGGCAAUAGCUGCGCACCGGUGGCCUUGGCGCCUGCUCCUGCCAUGCGCUGCACCGAAGAUAUGAAACGGCUGCCGCCGCCCAGCGUAGCGCACUGGAGGCUGCCCCACCCAGCGUAGCGCAGUGUGCGGUGAGGCUGCCCCAACCCGGCCAGCAAGGAUGCCGCUCGGCUUCGGCUUCGGCAUCGGGACGCGGAACUACAAUGACAUCUCGGACGACGACGAGUCGGACGACGGCGGCUACGCGAUCGCGCCGCUGGCCGGCGCGGCCCACUACAGGGAAACGGCGUCGCGCGGCGCCGUCACGGUGACGCGCGGCGGCGCGGCGCCCGUGAUACGGCACCAGCCCCCGUCGCUCGCCGCGGCGGCGUCGCCCGAGCCGCCGUCCGCCGUGCGCGUGACGCGGGGCGGCGCCGCGCCCGUCGUGCGGCACGAGCCCGCACCGCCCGCGGAGCGGGAGCCGCCGGCGCGGCCCGCGCGGCCGCCGCCGAGCCGGCCGGACCGGCCGCCGCCCCGGCCGAAGCGGAGGACGUCGGACGCCGCCAGGAGAGAGGCGAUCAAGGCGGCCAAGGACGCGGCGCGGCUCGACGAGUUCGAGUCGUCGGCGUCGGCGCGGCGGGGCGUUCCCCCGGCGCCGGCUCCUGCGGCGCCCAAGCCGGAGCGCCCGGCGUCGCGCGCGCGCGACUUCCGCACCAUCCGGGCGCAGCAGAAGCGCAUCCAGCAGGAGCGGGCCGAGGCGGCGCGCAAGUUCGCCGCGAGCCAGAGCGACCGCGCGGCGGCGGAGCGCGCGAAGGUCGAGCAAACGCAGCGGGAGAUCAACGAGAUCCGGGCGCGCACGCAGCGGCCGUCGCGCGACGAGUGGGCCGCGGUCGGGGACGCGGACCCGGGCGGCUUCGACGCGGAGGGGGCGCCCGCGGCGCGGUCGCCGCUGCGGCCCAAGGACGCCGCGGCCGUCGCGGCGACGCGCGCGCGGGCGGACGCCGCCGGGGCGCAGCUCGACGAGGAGGCGCGGCGGCUGGCGGAGCUCGAGGCGCAGGCCGCGCGGCGGGCGGAGCGGGUGCGCGCCGCGGAGCGCAAGGCCCUGGACGACGAACGACGCAUCGCCGAGGCGGCCAAGGCCGGCGUCGCGCGCGGCAUGGCGCGCGCGCGGCAGCUCGAGGCGAGCCUCGGGCGGCGGGCCGAGGCGGCGCUGGCCGAGGCCGAGGCGAAGCAGGCCGCGCUGCUGCGCGAGGUCGAGUCGAAGGACGCGCAGCAGCGGGCCGCCAUCGAGGCCCGGGCGGCGCGGCUCCAGGACGAGGUCGACGCCAAGCGGCGGGAGCUCGAGGCGCACCGCGCCGCGGAGAUCGGGCGGGCGGAGCGCGAGUCCCAGCUGGAGGUGGAGCGGCGGCGGCGGGAGCUCGAGGAGGAGCGCCGCCGCGCCGCGGCCGAGGCCGAGGCGGCCGCCCUCGAGCACCAGCGCGAGCUCGAGGACCAGCGGGCCCAGCGGGCGGCCGAGCUGCUCCAGGCGAAGCGGCGGGCCGACGCCGAGGCGAGCCGGCGGCAGCAGGAGCUGGAGGAGGAGCGCGCGACACGCGACGCGGAGCUCCGGCGGGCCGCGGCCGAGGCCGAGGAGACGGCGGCCCGGCGGCGCCGCGAGCUGGACGAGCGCCGCCGAGCGGACGAGGCCGCGGCCCUCCGCGCGCAGGCGGAGCUCGACGCGAAACGCGAGACGCUCGAGAAGCGGCGCCGCGAGGAGCUCGCGGCGGCCGAGCGCGAGGCCGCGGCCGAGGCGGCGCGCCGGCGCCAGGAGAUCGAGCGGCGACGGGAGCGCGAGGAGGCCGAGGCCCGGGCCCAGGCCCAAGCGCUCGACGACGAGCGCCAGCGGAGGGAGGCGCAGCGCGCGCGCGACCUGGCGGCCGCCGAGGCGGCCGCCGCGGCCGAGGCCACGCGACGGCGGGCCGAACUCGAGGCGCGGCGCCAGGCCGAGGCGCGCGCCGCGAAGGAGGCCUCCGACCAGUUGGAAGCGCGGAAGCAGGCGCUCGCGGCGGCGAACGCCAAGGACCUGGCGGACGCGGAGGCCGCCGCCGCGGCCGAGGCCGAGGCGCGGGCCCGCGACCUCGCGGCGGCCGAGGCGGCCGCCGAGGCCGAGGCGACGACGAGGCGCGAGGAGCUCGAGGCGCGCCGGCGCGCCGAGGAGGCCCAGGCGAAGCGCGAGGCCGACGACCUCGACGCGCAGAAGGCCGCCCUGGCCGAGCGGACGCGGCGCGAGCUCGCCGCGGCCGAGGCCGCGGCCGCCGCCGAGGCGACGCAGCGGACGGAGGCGCUCGAGCGGCGGCGCCGCGACGAGGCGGCCGCGGCGCGGCGCGACGCCGACCGGCUGGAGGCGCAGAAGGUCGCGCUGGCGGCGCGGAACGCGCUGGAGCUCGCCGCGGCCGCGGACGCCGCGACCGCGGAGGCCGCCGCGGCCGCGGCGGCGCUGCAGCUGCAGAAGCGCGAGGACGAGCUGCGCGCGAAGCGCGAGCGCGCCGAGCUCGCGCGGCGCCUCGCCCGGCAGAAGAAGGAGGCCGACGCGCGGGCCGCGAAGAAGCUCGAGGAGAUCGAGCGGGUGAAGCUGCGCGUGGCGGCGCAGGCGGCGCGCGCCGCGGAGCGCACGGCGGCCCAGGAGGCCUUCGAGCGGGCGCGGGCGGUCCUGGACCGGGACCGCGAGGCCGCCGCGGCCGCCGCGGCCGCGGCGCUCGAGGUGAGCACGCGGAGCCUCGAGGCGCGCCAGGCCGAGCUCGCGGAGGAGCGGCGGCGGCGCCACGUCGCCGUCGCCGAGCUCGAGCGGCGGAACGCCCUCAAGCGCAUCGACGCCAACAUGCAGCCGGUCGAAGCCCUGGCGGCGUACGACGCGGAGUUCGUAGACGAGGACUCGUCCGACGACGACGACGAGGACGGCCUCGCGGGCCACCGGGCCGCGGCCAAGGGCAAGGUUGCCUUCUUCCGGACGUGCGACGACCGCUGCCUGAGCCGCGCGGACGAGAGCGGGCGGACGGCCCUCUUCUACGCGUGCGCGCACGACCGGCCGGACUGCGUCCUCCAGCUGCUGAAGCGGGGCGCGCCCGUCCAGGCCGACGCGAACGGGGACACGCCGCUGCACGCCGCCGUGAGCGCCGGCGCGGCGCGGUGCGCGCGCCACGUCCUGGCCGCGGUGCGCGGCGGCUUCAUCGCGCGGGCGCCGAACGCGCGGGGCAUGGUGCCCGGCCACGUCGCCGCGACGGUGGAGUGCCUCGAGGCGCUCCUGGAGCACGGCGCCGACCUGAGCGUCGCGGACGCGGCGGGGCGGACGCCGCUCUUCGUCGCCUGCGCGACGAACCGGCCGGCGUGCGCGUCGCUCAUCAUGGAGGUGCUGGAGAUGCACGAGAUCGGCCACGACCUCGCGGACGGCUCGUGCCGCGCGACGGCCGACCGGCGGGGCGACACGCCGCUGCACGCCGCGGCGUGCAACGGCGCGCUCGAGUGCGUGCGCCUCCUGCUCGAGGCCGGCACGCCCGCGGACACGCGGAACGCCCGGGGCUGGACGGCCGAGGAGCUCGCGCGGUGGGGCCGCCACGGCGAGGCGGCGAAGCUCCUGGCGGAGUUCCGGCUCCACGGCACGGUCGCGUUCGACAGCGUGCUGUUCCUGGCGACGGUCGCGGGGCACCGGCUCUGCAAGCGCCUGGUGGCGGACGCGCUCGCCGAGCGGCGGGGCCCGGGCUACGACGUGCUCAUGCGGCCCGGCGUCGACGGCGGGCUGAGCCGGUCCGCGUCGCGGUGGUCCCUGCGCCAGAGCGACGGCCUCCGCGUCUCCGUGUACGGGGACUGGAUCGCCUACAACGACGCGGAGCUGCGGGCCGUGUUCUGGUACAACCACGCGUCCCGGGAGGGGCAGUGGGACCGGCCGGACGCCGUCGUCGCGGCGAUGGACGGCGAGGGCGACCCGGCCGCGGCCUGGGCCAGGCUGCGGGAGGGCACCGUGCGGCUGCGGCACGUCGUGAACGAUUGGAUCUCCUACGAAAUCGCGGGCGAGGAGCCCUUCUACUACGACGUCGCGAGCGGCGACUUCCGGUUCGAGGCGCCGUCGGACGCGACCGCGGCCGCGAACGACUGGUGCCGGUACGUCGACGACGCGUCGGGCAUGCCCUACUGGUACAGCGAAGCGAGGGGCGAGUCGACGUGGGACCCGCCCGAGGGCUGGGCGGAGCCUGCGGCCGGUGCCGACGCGGCCGAGCCUGCCCCGGAGCCCGCGGCCGGUGCCGACGCGGCCGAGCCUGCCCCGGAGCCCGCGGCCGGUGCCGGCGCGACCGAGGAACCCGAGCCGAAGCCUGCGUCAAGGAAACCGACGCGGAAAGCCCCGUCUCCCGAGCCCGAGGAGCCGCGCGUCGUGGAGUCCGUCGAGGACCUGGGCGUCUGACCACGGCGCGUCCGCUUCAAGGGCCCCGGCGAAUCAGGUAUAUAUAGUCUAAGAAACUUGUAGUAAAGAGAGGGUCUCCGCCGCGCGCCGCCGUGGUGCCACGGGUCGCGACGGGAGGCCGGGGCGCCGGCCACGCCAUGUUUUUUCGGUUUUUGUAGUUGGUCUCGACGGCGACGUGGGUCCGGGUCGCCGUCGG
Messenger RNA from Pelagomonas calceolata, 4628 nucleotides. Lineage: Eukaryota; Pelagophyceae; Pelagomonadales; Pelagomonadaceae. The record is from the annotation of a GenBank genome assembly.